AUGCCACCGACAACAACAACCCCAGCAUGGCUCCUAACAGGACAAUCGGGACCCUCCAGCCUCGAAUUCAACCCAGAAUGCGAACUGCCGCCUCUGGGACCGAAUGACGUCCUUGUGCGGAUCCACGCCGCGUCGCUGAAUUAUCGCGAGUUGGCCAUUGCGAAUGGAAAAUUCAACAUCUCCCUCCCCUCCCUUAUAAUCCCAGGCUCCGACGGCGCAGGAACAAUCCUCUCAACAGGCGCCGCCGUAUCCCGCCUCACUGCCGGCGACAGAGUCGUCGCACACCUCACAGUGGGAAAACCGGACGACGCACCCACUACAUUCCCGGAUAUAAGCUCCGGGCUGGGCCACGGCGCGCACGGGACAAUGAGGAGGUACGCUGUUUUCCAUGAGACGUCGCUCGUGAAGAUGCCUGCCACGCUGGGAUUUCGGGAGGCGGCGACACUAACGUGCUCGGGGCUGACGGCGUGGAAUGCGCUUUUUGGCGCUGCGCUUCCUGGACGGGGGAAGCUUGGGAAGGGCGAUACGGUGCUUGUGCAGGGGAGUGGAGGUGUUAGUGUUGCUGCGCUGCAGUUUGCUCUCGCUGCUGGUGCAACUGUCAUUGCGACGACUAGUUCGUCUGUUAAAGCUGAGAGGCUUUCCUCACUGGGUGCGCACCAUGUCAUAAACUAUGUGUCUACGCCGGACUGGGGUGAAGUUGCGAAAUCUCUAACGACAGAUAGCCAGGGAGUUGAUCUUGUUGUUGACGUUGGUGGUCCGUCGACGGUGGCGCAAUCGAUGAAGGCCGUGCGGCCUGACGGGAUUGUUGCGUUGACGGGGCUGCUAGGUGCUGGGGAAGAGAAUGUGCCCUCGGUUAUGGAUGGGCUGGUUCAUCUCUGUACGACGAGGGGGUUCCUGUUGGGUACUCGGGUGCAGUUUCAGGAGAUGAAUGCGUUUAUCGAUGAGAAGGGGAUUAAGCCAGUGGUUGAUGAGAAAGUAUUUGGGUUCAAAGAGGUUAAAGAGGCGUAUGACUAUUUGGAAAGUCAGAAGCAUUUCUCAAAGGUUGUUAUUGAUGUUGAAUAG
Aspergillus puulaauensis is the source of this 1062-nucleotide messenger RNA. Its product is annotated as zinc-dependent alcohol dehydrogenase family protein. The record is from RefSeq and is a predicted model, not a curated record. Gene Ontology annotation, molecular function: oxidoreductase activity. Lineage: Eukaryota; Fungi; Ascomycota; Eurotiomycetes; Eurotiales; Aspergillaceae. Bases 1 to 1062 code for a protein of 353 amino acids. The transcript has 3 exons.